Molecule: messenger RNA, 880 nt
Organism: Lottia gigantea (owl limpet)
Lineage: Eukaryota; Metazoa; Mollusca; Gastropoda; Lottiidae
Exons: 4
Source: RefSeq, a predicted model, not a curated record
AUAUGUACGAAGGGGAGAAAACACAUAAUGAAAUAUCUCCAUAUAGAAGCCAUAAAGGAGGAACGAAAGCGAGGUAUUUUACACGAAUCAGAGAUGAAACGAUUGGCUCGUAAAUCAUUGCCUCCUCAACAAACUUCUGAUGAAUUUCGUAAUAUUGUCGAGAGUCCAGAUUCGAAAUGGAAACGUCACACCGUUUUAUCUAGCGACUCUGGUUAUAGUACCACUGACAGUCUGGAGAAAUGUGGCUGGUCUCCAUCAGAGGUAACCAAUGAUUUGGAUGCCGCCAACAGUUUAGCUCUGAAAGCUGCAGAGGCUGUGAGAGAACAUCGCCAUGGACGUGACGGGGAUUAUCAUCGAAGAUUCCAUGAUACGCAUAAAGUGAUUCCCAACAACCUGGAUACGUUUGAUCAUACCCUACCCCCUCCCCCGUAUUCUCACCCUCAUAAUUCUCACCACCCCCAACCCCUGUCCCCCGUGAACGAACCACCAACACCAACAAACCUUGUUCCACCCUCUCAACUUUUGACACCACCGGGCCACGAGGAUGAAUUUACGCGGGAACUACAAAGACAGAAGAGCGACUAUGACAGACGGAAAAAACUUGCAGAACAAAUUCGAAUUCAGCAAGAAGAGGAGGAGAGGGAGGAACGUAGAAGGGCCGCCGUCAAAAUACAAGAGGAACAGAAAUUACUUCUCGAAAAACAACGGGAUGAACUGAAACACAGGGAGGAAGAAAAGUUAAUAGAAGAGUCAAGAAGGCGGGAAGAAGAAACGAGACGAUUGGAGGAUGCCAGACGUCACGAGGAAGAGAAACGAAGGCAGGAGGAAAUCAGAAAGCAGGAAGAGCUUCAGCGUAAAGCUGAGGAGGUCCGUCGUCAAG